This is a messenger RNA of Melitaea cinxia (Glanville fritillary), 2017 nucleotides long. RefSeq names its product synembryn-A (gene ric8a). Lineage: Eukaryota; Metazoa; Arthropoda; Insecta; Lepidoptera; Nymphalidae. Gene Ontology annotation, molecular function: guanyl-nucleotide exchange factor activity; G-protein alpha-subunit binding. The transcript has 9 exons. Gene Ontology annotation, biological process: G protein-coupled receptor signaling pathway. The record is from RefSeq and is a predicted model, not a curated record. The coding region runs from base 153 to 1805 and encodes 550 amino acids. Gene Ontology annotation, cellular component: cytoplasm.
UUGUCGUCUGUUAACAGUCUGUUAAUAGAAGGGUGGUUAGAAGUUGUGGUAUUUGUGGUCUCUGUUUUCAUUUGAAUUUAAUAAAACAUAUUAUCAUCCUCAAUUUGGGACAAGAAUAAUAUAUAACCAGCAGUAUUAUUUAAACUAUAAUUAUGAAUGAGGACGAAAUAGCUAUUUUAAGUAGUAAUAAUACUGAAGAAAUUACUCGAAUUUUAGAGAAUUUUUUAAAAGUGAAUGACUCAGCUUUUACAUUUCCUUUCUUAUUGGCGAAUAAUAGAAGAGUUUCGUUAUGGGCUGCAUUAUUUCAGCAUCUCCAAACAAAAUCUUCAGAAAGUGUUCAUGUUCUAUGUUUAACUACAAUACGGCUUUUGAGCCGAGACAAAACAGAACUAGAGAAAUUGAUCUGUGAAAAAUGGAUAGUAACAUUAAUAGAAAAAGCAGGCUUAUUCAAUUUCGUGGAUCCAGAGGAAACAGCCGAUGUUGAUAUGCCCAUUAAAGAAGUGGUAGUUGAAGCUUUAAAAUGCUUAUGCAACAUAGCUUUCAAUAGUGAAGUGGCAAGAGCGCUUUGCGCACACACAAGUAUAGCACAAGGACUAGUGGCAAGACUGCGUUCCUAUAAAGAAAUACCUUUCAAAGAUGACAUAAUGCUCUUUGAUAUGAAGUUAUUAUUCAUUUUGACGGCCUUGAGACAAGAUAUAAAAAGUAAAAUAAAAGAGGAACUUCAUGGAAUGGAUUAUUUAAUUAGCUGUCUAAAUGAACUGGUUAUCGAGGCUACUGAGACCCAAAGUGAGGUUGCUGGAAGCAGUAAUGUUAUAGAGGAUUCCCAUAACUGUUAUCUUCAGGAAAAUCAGCAAGCAAUAGUAUGUGAAAUUUUAAAAACUCAGUUUAACCUUAUGUUACAUUCUGGAUCUGAGGAACCAGUGAGUGAGGCAGAUGAAGGAAUGUACUUAAGAUUGAUGCCGGCAAUAACCACCUUAUUAUAUGCACAUGUGCCAACACAGGAAAAAUUGAUGGAGUUACAUAGUAAUAUUGCUAAUUUACUGACGAGUGUGCCGCCAGUGUUUUACCAGUAUUUAACCCCAGAAUUGCAUGAUGGAGAAACAGCGCAACAUAUAUAUGAUGGGAGGAAUAUGGAUGCUUUACAAGCAUUACUGGAGCUUUUUGAAUACAGACUCUCAAUAACAACAAGUACAAAAAAUCAAUAUGAAAAUUUGUCGCCGAUUUUAACCGUUUUGAACAAAAGUUCACGUGGUUGCCGGGCUCAGCGAAAGUAUUUGAGGCAGGUAGUGUUGCCACCUUUACGAGAUGUGUCUAGACCACCUGAAAAGGGCAAAACACUCCGCAAUCAGCUGUGCAGGCUUUUAACUACACCUGUGACAUCAGUUAGAGACCUGGUUGCCGAGUUUUUAUUCAUUCUUUGCAAGGAAAAAGUUGGUCGUAUGGUCAAGUACACAGGUUUUGGUAACGCCGCUGGUCACUUAGCACAAAAGGGUUUAAUGGGCAGCAGUCGAGGACCUGUGCUCUAUUCCUCCAGUAGUGAAGAUUCAGAUACCGAAGAGUAUUUGGAAGCUCAACCACGUAUUGAUCCAGUUGUGGGAUGCACAAGGCCUCCUAGGUCGAAUCCUUUUGAGGGAAUGACAGAUGAACAGAAGGAGCACGAGGCGAUGAAGCUGGUGAAUCUCUUUGACAAGAUGCUCUCUGAGGGCGUGGUGAAGCCAGCCCGCGUGGGCCCCGACGGCCGCCCUCAGCCCGUCGACCACGUGUUAGAGUUGCGAGACCACCCGCCCAACCGACCGCACAAUUAAACCACUGCGAUACUACAUUAUAACUUACCUACUUAGACUAAUUGGCGACAGGUAUAUUGGAGCGGUCGAAGCAAGCAAUACUUGAUUGGUCGAACGCACUGCAGUCUUUGAACAUGACUUCGUGUUAUUUUUUGACAUUAUAAACAGGUUCGUUGAUGGGUUUUUUUGUAGACGUAAGUUCCGUGUGAUUUGAUUCAUUCCCUUACCUUUUA